UCCUCCUCCUCCUCCUCCUCCUCCUCCUCGCAUUCCCCUUCCCCAACCCCGGCACAUCUGCAGCUGAGCUUGCAAAGGUUUGACAAAGAGCCAGGGCUGGGCCGGGCCGGGCCGAAGGGGUGGGUGGGCCGCGGAGAGAAGGCAGGCGCCGGAGGAAGAGGCCGAGGGGAAAGGCAGGGGCACGGCCGGGCUGGCCGGACAACGGACGGCCGCGGGACAAGAGGAGGAAGGCCCACCGCAGAGCCCUUGCCUCGCCCCAGGCCCCCGAGCUGAGCCCAUUCCUUGACCCAACAAGAAGGUGGGCACAGAGAGCUCCAGAGGGAAUGUGAAGAUGUCGACGCUUCUCGUUCCUCCGAUGCAGACGCUCCAAAUCGGUGCGAAUGGGGAGCGGUCCCACACUCCGUCUCCCCCAAACUCGCCAGGGCUUCACAACGAAAGCUGCAACAUCGCUCCUCUCACUCCCUCUCCAUCACCGAGGAACGAAGUCCGGACACGCCGACACGCCACCUUCUCUGUGGUGGUGGCCAUUGACUUUGGGACCACGUCCAGCGGCUACGCCUUCAGCUUUGCCAGCGACCCAGAGGCCAUCCACAUGAUGAGGAAGUGGGAAGGGGGGGACCCGGGGGUGGCGCACCAGAAGACCCCCACCUGCCUGCUGCUGACCCCCGAGGGCGCCUUCCACAGCUUCGGCUACACGGCCAGGGACUCCUUCCACGACCUGGACCCCGAGGAGGCGCGCGAGUGGCUCUACUUCGAGAAGUUCAAGAUGAAGAUCCACAGCGCCAGCGACCUGACCAUGAAAACCGAACUGGAAGCCGUCAAUGGGAAGAAGGUGCAGGCGCUGGAAGUCUUUGCGCACGCCCUCCGCUUCUUCAAGCAGCAAGCCGUGCAGGAGCUGAAGGACCAGUGUCCCGCUUUGCCCGAGAGGGAUGCCAUCCGGUGGGUCAUCACCGUCCCAGCCAUCUGGAAGCAGCCGGCCAAGCAGUUCAUGCGGGAGGCCGCCUACUUGGCCGGCCUGGUCCCCCCGGAGAGCCCGGAGCAGCUGCUGAUCGCCCUGGAGCCGGAGGCGGCCUCCAUCUACUGCCGGAAGCUGCGCCUGAACCAGCUCAUGGACCUCAGCGAGGGGCCCCGCGGACCCCACGGCCGGCGCGCCCCAGACCUCCCCAUCGACUCCAGCUUCCGGCAGGCCCGAGAGCAGCUCCGCCGUUCCCGGCACAGCAGGACCUUCUUGGUGGAGUCCGGGGUGGGAGAGCUCUGGUCCGAAAUGCAAACAGGGGACCGCUACAUCGUGGCCGACUGCGGCGGGGGGACCGUGGACCUGACGGUGCACCAGAUCGAGCAGCCCCAGGGCACCCUCAAGGAGCUGCACAAGGCCUCCGGCGGCCCGUACGGGGCGGUGGGGGUGGACCUGGCCUUUGAACGCCUGCUGUGCCAGAUCUUUGGGGCGGACUUCCUGUCGGCCUUCAAGGCCAAGCGCCCGGCGGCCUGGGUGGACCUGACCAUCGCCUUCGAGGCCCGCAAGCGGACGGCGGCCCCGCACCGGUCCAGCCCGCUCAACGUCUCCCUGCCCUUCUCCUUCAUCGACUUCUACCGCAAGCACCGCGGGCACAACGUGGAGACCGCCCUCAAGAGGAGCAGCGUGAACCUGGUGAAGUGGUCCUCGCAGGGGAUGCUGCGCAUGUCUCCGGAGGCCAUGAACGAGCUCUUCCAGCCCACCAUCAGCCAAAUCGUCCAGCACAUCGCGGAGCUCCUGGGGCGCCCGGAGGUGCAGGGGGUGAAGUUCCUGUUCCUGGUGGGGGGCUUUGCGGAGUCGGCGGUGCUGCAGCAGGCGGUCCAGUCGUCCUUCGGGGGCCUGUGCCGGGUGAUCGUCCCGCAGGACGUGGGGCUGACCAUCCUGAAGGGGGCGGUGCUCUUCGGGCUGGACCCCACCAUCGUGCGGGUGCGGCGCUCCCCGCUGACCUACGGCGUGGGGGUCCUGAACAAGUUCGUGGAGGGCAAGCACCCCAAGGAGAAGCUGCUGGUCAAGGAGGGCAAGCACUGGUGCACCGACGUGCUGGAGAAGUUUGUCUCGGUGGACCAGUCGGUGGCCCUGGGGGAGGUGGUGCGGCGCAGCUACUGCCCGGCCCGCUCCGGCCAGCGCAAGAUCAUCAUCAACGUCUACUGCUGUGCCACCGACGACGCCGUCUACAUCACCGACCCCGGCGUGCGCAAGUGCGGCACCAUCAGCCUCGACCUGGACGACGUGGACGUGGGGGGCUCCCACUCGCCCAAGAGGGCCGGCCGGAGGGAGAUCCGGGCCAGCAUGCAGUUCGGGGACACCGAGAUCAAGGUCACCGCCCUGGACGUCCAGACCGCCAAGAGCGUCAAGGCCUCCAUCGACUUCCUCUCCAACUGAGGACCACCACACGGAGGUCCGGCUGAGAUGCAAAGCUCCUCCGAGACCUCCUUCUCCAUAAACAUGUGGUUCUUUGAGCCAACAGCAUGAAGGAAGAAGGGGGUUGGACUAGGUGGGCUCAAGAGGUCCCUUCCAUCUAUUAUUAUAUUAUUCUUUGCUCAGAAGGAAGCCAAGCUCCGCUUAAGACUGUCUUCUCCAUAAACAUAUGUGGUGGUUUGAGCCAACAGUAUGAAGGAAGGAGGAGGUUGGACUAGGUGGGCUCAAGAGGUCUCUUCUAACUCUAUUAUUCUAUGAUUCUGUGCCUAGAUGGAAGCCAAGCUCCACCUGAGACCCUCUUCUCCAUAAACAUAUGUGGUUCUUCUCCAUAAACAUGUGGUUCCUUGAGUCAACUGGAUGGCCUUUGAGGGACCUUCCCCACCUUUAUGGAGACCUCCUUCUCCAUAAACAUGUGGUUCUUUGAGCCAACAGCAUGAAGGAAGAAGGGGGUUGGACUAGAUGGGAUCAAGAGGUCCCUUCCAACUGUUACUAUAUUCUUCUAUGCCUAGAAGGAACCCAAGCUCCACUCGAGACCCGCUUCUCCAUAACAUGUGGUGCUUUGAUUGUGCACUUCCUUCAUCAAGGAAGGAGGAGGUUGGACUAGGACCACUAGGUGGACUCAAGAGAUCCCUUCCAACUCUAUUAUUCUAUGAUUCUAUGCACAGAAGGAAGCCAAGGUCCACUCGAGACCUCCUUCUCCAUAAACAUAUGUGGUGCUUUGAGUGUGCUUUCCCUGCAUGAAGGCAGAAAGAAGGGGGAUGGACUAAGUGGACUCAAGAGGUCCCUUCCAACUAUUAUUAUCUUAGUCUAUGCCUAGAUGGAAGCCCAGCUCCACUCGAGAUCUCCUUCUCAAUAAACAUAUGUAGUUCCUUGAUCCCACAUCAUGAAGGGGGUUGGACUAGAUGGGCUCAAGAGGUCACUUCCAACUGUUAUUAUUAAUUUUUGCCCAGAAGGAAGCCAAGGUCCACUCGAGACCCCCUUCUCCAUAAACAUAUGUGGUGCUUGACUGUGCUUUCCCUGCAUGAAGGCAGAAAGAAGGGGGUUGGACUAGAUGGGCUCAAGAAGUCUCUUCUACUAUUCUAUGUUUCUAUGCCUGUAAGGAAGACAACCAACACUUCUGUUGGGUGUUCAAAGGACAUCAAGCUGAGACCAAAGCUUAGGGAACAAAGCCCCACCCACCCCUACCCCGCCAAUUCUGGAACGUUUGGACCUACUUAGCUUCCGUUAUCCCUGCAUUGAGCCAUCUUCUGGGGACUCUUGCUGAAUGCUGCACCUGUGGGUGGGUUGGCGCACUAAUCACUCUCAUGGACUUCUCAAGACGGGGCCAACAUCAUUCUGAUCCGUUUGUGCCAUUUGCGCCAUGGCUCUCGGCCUGAUGAAAGCACUUACUUUCCUUGGGUGCUGCAAGGACCAAACUGCCUUUGCAGAAUCCGAGACGAAGCACUCCCUCCCUCAAAGCUCCCAAAUGCCAAAGUUAUUCCAACAGCUGGAGACAUGAAACCCCAACAAGAAAGAAGGUGGAGGCCUUCCCAUCUGGACAACUGUAGGGAAAGUGGAGCAACGGACGGAAGGAAGGAAGGAAGGAAGGAAGGAAGGAAGGAAGGAAGGAAGGAAGGAAGGAAGGAAGGAAGGAAGGAAGGAAGGAAGGGGAGCACUUGAGAACGAGCCUCUUUGAGGCAGCAGAUCAGUGAUUCCCAAAGUGGGCGCUACCGCCCCCUGGUGGGCGCUGCAGCAAUCCAGGGGGGCGGUGAUGGCACCUAUUAGGACACGGGGGUGGGGCCAGAGGAAGGGCGGGGCCUCUUUCCAAGUGCCCAAGACAGGGCUGAGCCCGAGGCGCUUGUUGUGAUGCAGGGGGCGGAGCUAGAGGAGGGGGCGUGGCUUCUUCCCCAGAGCCUGAGACAGGGCUGAGCCUCUAUACCUCUCCUGAGAGGCCUUUUAGGACUAAAGGGUGGGGCUAGGGGCGGGGCCUCUUCCCAAGAGCCUCUAUAUACCUCCCCUGAGGCACUUGUUAGAACAUGGGGGCAGGGUAUGGAGGCCCCGCCCCCUCCUCUAGCCCCGCCCCCUGUGUCCUGGCAGGCACCGCAGGACAGGGAUAGAAGCUCAGCCCUGCCUCAGAGCUCGUAAUUCCGCCCAUCCCAGUCCUGGCCGCCCAUUUGUGGCCCCGCCCACCUUCCCUUCCCAGCCCUGCAUCUUGGAUUAGGGGAGAGGCUCCGCCCGCCCUCUUCAGCAGGAGCCACGCCCACCCCUCUAAGCCACACCCCUUUCCAGGGGGCACUGAGACAUAUUUUUUCUGGAAAGGGGGGGGGGGGUAGGUGAAAUAAGUUUGGGAACCACUGCAGUAGAUAGACGUGAAGGCCCUACACCUGAGUAAACCUCGUCCCAGCGUAACUCUGAGUCCACCCUUUGGACUCAACAUGGGCUUCCAUAUUGGGCCUCAAUGUCUUCCAUGGUGGAGUUUGGAGGACAUGACGCUCACUUCAGGCGUGGACAGGAGGAUGUUUUCCCACUAGCGUCACAGAACGGAUUCUAUCAUCCUGAGUUGCUUCUGCAGAAUUCUGGGAAAUGUAGUCCAGAGCAGAGCCUUUGAGUUCUCAGCUAGAGGUCCUCACCGUUCCUAAGCUUCUGCUGGAAUGUGUUGUUGAAGGCUUUCAUGGCCGGAAUCCGUGGUUUUAGGGAUCUUCAGGCAAGUGAUGUCUCCAGGCAUUGUUUGUGAUCCCCGUGCCCUUUCCUUGUAACUUGAAGCAGAGGAUGCACAACUCGGGGUCACUUUGGGCAGAUUUCCCCAAGAGGAGGUUUAGCUAUUGUCAUCAUCUGAGACCGAGAGUGUGUGACUGGGCCAGGGAUGGGAACCAGAACCGGAACCCACCAUCCUCCUUUUCCUCCGUCCAAAAACCUGGUCAGAACCUGGAUCAAAUCCGUGCAAACUCCCCUUUAAUUCCCAAGAGAACCAAGGCGAAGAGGCAAAACUGGGGAGAAAGAAGCCUUGGGGCCACCAGAAGAAGAGAGUGACCUUUAAGAAAUAACUUAUUACGUAUUCUCUUUAUUAUCUGCUGCAAUGUUUGAGAAUAGUAACUUCUUAUAUUCCUCGGGGUGUGUCGGUUGCUGGUUUUUCAUUACAUUAUAAUCUUGCCAUUGGCUUCAUGCUGAGAUUGGUGAAGGGCCUGGCAGACGUAGACAACCAUCUAGGACUCAAUGGAUCCCUUGGUUCAAAUGGCAGGAAAGGAGAUUCCUCCUGAACAUCAGGAAUCACAUUCUGACCAUAAGAAGAGCUGCUCAGCAGUGGAACUCUCUGCCUCAGGGAGUGGAGGCUCCUUCCUUGCAGGCUUUCAAACAAAGGCUGGGUGGCCAUCUGUCAGGGGGGCUUUGGUUGUGCUUUUCCUGCAUGGCAGAAAGAAGGGGUGCAUUUUCCAGGCUGUAUGGCCAUGUUCCAGAAGCAUUCUCUCCUGACGUUUCACCCACAUCUAUGGCAGGCAUCCUCAGAGGGUGUGAGAUAUACUGUAGAGUCUCGCUUAUCCAAGCUAAACGGGCUGGCAGAACCUUGGAUAAGCGAAAAUGUUGGAUAAUAAGGAGGGAUUAACGAAAAGCCUAUUAAACAUCAAAUUAGGUUAUGAUUUUACAAAUUGCAGAACCAAAACAUCAUUCUUACAACAAAUUAAAAGAAAAAGCAGUUCAA
Anolis carolinensis (green anole) is the source of this 6104-nucleotide messenger RNA. RefSeq names its product heat shock protein family A (Hsp70) member 12B (gene hspa12b). The coding region runs from base 332 to 2395 and encodes 687 amino acids. The record is from RefSeq and is a predicted model, not a curated record. The transcript is spliced from 13 exons. Lineage: Eukaryota; Metazoa; Chordata; Lepidosauria; Squamata; Anolidae.